Molecule: messenger RNA, 1294 nt
Organism: Ipomoea nil (Japanese morning glory)
Lineage: Eukaryota; Viridiplantae; Streptophyta; Magnoliopsida; Solanales; Convolvulaceae
Product: extensin-2-like
Exons: 4
Coding region: 103-1002 (299 amino acids)
Biological process (GO): plant-type cell wall organization
Molecular function (GO): structural constituent of cell wall
Source: RefSeq, a predicted model, not a curated record
CUUGAAGUUUGCUAUAAAUACCUUUGCCAUUCAAUCCCCUCUGGUCAUCAUCAGCUCACAGCUGAAUAACAAAGCUUAAGUUGUAGAGUUUUUUGGUAAGAAAUGAGGAGUCGCGGUGGUGGCCUCACCAGAGGUCGCCGGUUGCCACACAUCUUGGUGGUGUUAGCCUUGUUGGCUAUCUCUAAUGUAGUUUCUGGAGACACUAGUUAUUCGUAUUCUUCACCUCCGCCUCCUGUGUAUCAAUACAAAUCUCCUCCACCACCUUCUCCGUCUCCACCACCUCCCUAUGAGUAUAAGUCUCCACCACCGCCUUCACCUCCACCACCAUCCACUUAUUACUACAAGUCUCCACCACCCCCAUCUCCAUCACCACCACCACCACCAUAUUACUACAAAUCUCCUCCUCCCCCAUCACCAUCACCCCCGCCACCAUACUAUUAUAAGUCUCCUCCUCCACCAUCUCCAUCUCCUCCCCCACCCUACUAUUACAAAUCACCACCUCCCCCAUCACCAUCACCCCCGCCACCAUACUAUUAUAAGUCUCCACCACCCCCAUCUCCAUCGCCACCACCACCCUACUACUACAAAUCUCCUCCUCCACCCUCACCAUCUCCUCCCCCACCCUACUAUUACAAAUCUCCACCUCCUCCAUCACCAUCACCCCCGCCACCAUACUAUUAUAAGUCUCCACCACCCCCAUCUCCAUCACCGCCACCACCAUACUACUACAAGUCUCCACCACCCCCAUCUCCAUCGCCACCACCACCUUACUACUACAAAUCUCCUCCUCCACCCUCACCGUCUCCUCCUCCACCAUACUUUUACAAGUCCCCACCUCCUCCAUCACCAUCACCCCCACCACCAUACUACUACAAGUCUCCACCACCACCAUCGUCAUCUCCUCCACCUCCGUACUACUAUCAAUCCCCUCCUCCACCAUCCCCAUCCCCUCCACAACCAACAUACAUUUACGCUUCUCCACCCCCACCAACCAAGUACUAAGCUUUAAUUGCUCUUCCGCUAUGUUUUGUAUACCAGAUCUUCCAUCCAAUAGUUGUGGAAUAAAUGAAGGCCUCAAGAAAGGAAGAUUCGGACAUCAUUUAAUAUAAUUUAUUUGUGAAAUUAAGGAUCCGUCCUCAUUGCAUUUAACAGCUUUGUUUCUUAAUUACAAUGUAGACCAACUUAUGUCUAAUUUUUUUUAUUAAUAUCUUUCCCAUAAUAUAUCUUAUUGUAUCAUUUUAUAUGAAAGAGGUUUGAAAGAGUUAUUCAUUUCCAUGAGAUCAAAAUUUGAUUG